AUGAAUUAUCUUUUUAUAAUCGGCUCUUUGAUAAUAUAUUCAAUUUUUGGCGAAUUAAUAUUGCUCACAAAAGGAGAUCAUUAUCAUGAGAUCUGCGAUAUAAACAAGCAUGAUUUUAACACAGAUUGCGAUGAGAAUUCCAUUUACAUCCAGGAACAUAAAGUUAAUGAGUAAAUUCAAUAACUAUAAAAAAAUGAAAUUGAACAAGUACUACGUCAUUUAUUAUCCCUUAGAUCCUCUACUACCCAAAUGAUUAGAACACCAUACUCAUCCUGGAAAAGAAUGGUAGAAUUACCAUCCUCUUUAAGGAUAAUCAACAAUUCAAUUCCCCCUUUAAAGAAUUGGGAACAAUCGAUCUCAACACCAAAGCCCUGCCUGAUUUCACCUGCAGCGACAUGACUCAAUACUCCCUUGAUAUUUUCAUGGCUGUUUGUAGAUCAGAUAAUGACAUCUACAUUUCCAAAAUUUAAUGCAUAGCUGAAGAAAAUAAAUACUUAUCUGGUUGCUCCUCGCAAUUGUUCUUAGACACAGAUCAACUAAACAACUGCGAUAACUUGAAUAUCAUCACUGAGAGUUCCUGGCGAGUCAAAGAUCCUGAGUACUUUAGCAUCUAUUGCUCCUCCCAAGAGAAUUUCCAAAUCACAAAGCAACUCUUAAUUGGUAAAUUCAACAGUCAAGCGAAUUCUAUAAGAAUGGUUCAAUUCCAAAGUCCCAUCAAUGAGAUUGAAAAGGUCUCUUUUUUCGAUGACAACACUCUCAUGAUAUUAGAUCAUCGAUCAGGGUUGCAUGUGUACAGAUUCACAUUCACAGAAGAUGGAGAAGUCAUGUACGAACAAUUGCUAUGGUAAUUAUUCUUACCCAAUGAAUUGUUUUAUGCACUCAGCUACUCACAUGAACAAUAUGCCAUCAGAUUCCCACCCAUAGGAAUCAUCGAAAAUGACAUCCAAUACAGCAUUGUGAUACUGAGCGAUCACUUCAUCUACGAAUUGGCUUUGCCUCAAUAAUCUAAGGACUUCUUCUUCACCACUCUAUCCAUUAAUGAUAAAAUUAAUCUCAACACCAUACUGAACCGUAAGUAAAUCAAGAAGGCGUAGAUUCAAUACGAUGAACAGUUCUAUUAUGCUUGCUUUACCUAUAUCGAAAAUUUGAUCGAAUGUUACAGAAUCAAUAGACAUCAAUCCUACACCUAAAAGUUACUGCUUCAAAAUAAUUACCAACAUCCUAUGCUAUUGACUUAUCCUGUCUCAUUCUCCACGAUAACUGGACAAACCAACAUACUGAUUACUCAGCAGGUGAAUCAAACUCAUGCCAUUCUGUCCCUAAUCAAAAAUGAAAUAGAAAGACUUACUGUAGUGUCCAACUCAAAUGAGGAGUUUCUGUGUUCUAUUGUGUAUAAAAACAUGAACAAUCAAAAUGUUACCCUCAUGAUCUUUAAUCAACAAUUCGAAAGCACAAAUGUAUUCAAAAUAGACCAUCUGCAGAAUUACAAUUUUCCCAAUACUGAUUCUACCGUCCUUUAUUCAACCUUAAUAAGGGGGCCUGCCACCAUACUUUCACCCAAAAGCGACAAGAAAAGUAAGUAUCAAUCAUAUUUUAGAUUAGAUGUCGAAGUCAUAAGCCUUUCUGGCUUUGGAUAUGAAAUGUGGGAAGACUUAUAUUAACACUUUAUAUAGCAUUCUCGCAUCCCCAUUAAAUCAUUCUUAGAUAAAGGGUUUAGAACUAUAUUCUUGUAAAUUGAUUAAGUGAAAAUGAUUAUUCAAUAGGAAAUACCCAAUACGAAUUAUUUUACUUAGAAGAUCUACACUUUGGAUUGCUCAUCAGUCAAUAUUGUAAAGAAUAUCGUCAGCAUUUCGCCAUAUUACAUAAUAUUCUAUUAGAAAACCACCUAUUACACUGUCUUGAAGAUAAAGAGAGUGGAAGAGGGCGUUGUAGAAUUUGAUUGUUAGAAUAUAGAGUAUCCACUCUUCGAUCAGCAGUACGAAGUCUUUGUAGAUCUAGAUUAUAUCAAUUUGUUCUUCAGCACAAAUAACACUAUCUAUUACGCUGACAUUUACUUCACAAACCUAAUUACUAUAGAAAUCGAUCGUAAAUUUAGACAAUUGAAUUUUCAAUUUUUAAAGAAUGAUCUCAUUAUAGGAAGUCACCAGAACAAAUUAUAUUAGAUUCAACUGGCAAAUCAAUUCAAAGCCAAUCAUUUUAAGACUAUCAUCGUAGAAAUAGAAUUGGGAUAAAUGACUCAUAACUUCAAAUUCUUUGUGUUGUAACUUAAAAAACCAAUACUGACAUUGGUGAUUGUAGAUGAUAGAAUAACACUCUACACAAUAGAUAAUUUACAAGAUAUUAAAUUUGAUUCAUUGUUACCCUAAUUCAAUAGCAUAAUCAAUGCAAAUGAAACCUAUAUAAAUUAUUAUAUGCUAAUAGUGCCAACCAACAAGCCAAAUGAACUGUAUGUCUAUGAUUUGUCAAAGACUGGAUCAGAUAGAUUGCAUGCAAUCCACAAAUAUUCAGUUUUGUCAGAACCAAUAACUAUAUGUUACCCUAGGAUGUAGACUUUCCUAUACUGUCUGUAGUUCACAAAUGCCAACAUCAAUUGCUACUUUAAUAAAAUGCUUGAAUUUGAACUCAUUGCCUCUGAUCCAACCAAUAUUGACAACCAAUUCUCAGUUGCUAUCAAUGCCUAAUCUGCGUUAAGCUACAGUGUAUAAAGUACUAUUUUAUUAAUCCAAUUUAUAGAGACUCUGACAAUCAAUGGUAGUUUUAGGUAUUAGGACACAAUGAUAGAGAAGAGUGUAAAAAGAUUGCCAGAAAUCGAAAUCUACAAGACCAACUUCACCACUUCAUUAAAGAUUAUGGAUUACUAUUCAGGUCCUAUUUUCAAUUACCAAUUGUAAAAUGCUAAGGAAUUCAACAUUAAAAUGGUGCCGUUCAUCUGGGAAUAGGAGGAUAAUCUGGUUAGAUUUAAAAUUGAUUAAACAAUCCUAGGAACUAGUGUUUCUAAAGAGUACUUAAUCAUCUUGGGAGAUGAAACCAUAGGCAUCAUAGAUAUUCCUUAGACUCAAUGUAAAAUAUAUCGAAUAACAUAGAUCACAAAUAGGUAAUUUAGAGUACUAUAGAAUACGACGAGAUCAAGAAUGUGUUCUUUGAUUAGGAUUAACCUACUGUCAACAAUUGUACGAAAUCCUUCAUCAAUCCAUUGUCAAUUGCAGAAUUAUCAGCCAUUCAUGUGAUAGCAUUGUUUUGCUAAUCUAUGAUGGUUAGAGUUGAUGUUACUAAUUAGAUCAACUAGUUGAGUUUCACAAUCCUAUCUGACAAUCAACCAAUUGAAAAAUAGUUUUUGGAGAAUUUCUUCUUCCUAAACAUCAAUUUCAAAGAUUUCUUAUACUAAAAUUAAAGUUCCUUUAUUUUGGAAGAUGUGAAGAUGAUCAAUUUUCCAAUUCAAUUCAAACCCAAAUACAAAUUCAUCACUAUCACAGCUAUGGUCAAGGGAAAUAAAAGAUAUGACACAGAAGACAGGGCAAGAGAUAACUUGAUUUGUAUCUUCUAUGGGUACUUAGAUUAGAGUAAGAGUUCACUUUUGAAUGGGUCACUUUUGGAUGUGAUUGGAGCAGCCAAUUUUAAUAAAAAUACAUUGAUAGUCAACAAUUUUCAGAUGUAUUGUAUUAAGGGGUGUGCCAUUCAAGAUGCCAAUAAUAUCUAGAUUGAUACCAUAAUCGAACUAGUAUUCAAUGACCAAUAUUCAUUUAAUCUCUUUAAGUUGUAGAUUAGUUUCACAUACUAAUCGAAUAAAUCACCAUAGUAUAGGUUGUUAAAUGUGGAAACUCUGAACAUCAAAGAACUAAGUAAGAAUGAUAAUUUUAUGUAUUUAGUGAGUAAUUUUGUGCAGAAUCAAAUUGAAUUCACGUAUAUUGAUACUGAAGUUGAAUUUCAGAAUGAGUCUACUUAUACAAUUAAUGUAACUACGGAUUCCCUCAGUUUCGAUUUAGUUCAAAUAUAGGGGCGAAUUGAAAUUGAAUAGAUUUUUAAGUAUGAUAGAAAAUUGAAUUAGACAAUACACUCAAUGUCAGAGUCCACCUGGAUCAUUGAAAGCAUCCUACAAUGAGUAUUUUGCCAUUAGUUGUAGAAAUACAUCUAGAAAUUACUCUGAGCAAACUCAAUUUGUGAAGUUGUUCUUGAGGGGACAAUAGUAGAUAAAUCAUUCAGUGAAAUCAGUCAUCCAAGCUGCUGAGAUACAGGGGAAUCUGAUGUUGCUAGACAUACAAAAGGGGUAUUUGAAUGAGCGUGUUCGUAUGCUAGUUUUGGAAUAAGACAAUAACCAAUAGGACUUUUAAUUAAGAUGGUUCACUCUUAAUGAUCAAUUUACAUUAAUAGUAACUCGCAUUAUAAUAAUAUUUUAGGCUGAUUAAAAUAGCACUCCUAAGAGUCUAUUGAAUGUGUAAUUAUGUCCAAGUAAUCUAAACGAGAUUUAAGGUUUAUGCAUGGAUAUAACAAUAUCAAAUACUGGAUAUAAGCAAUAUAUAAAAACAGAAUGGUUGCUCUUUGCGUUUUUGAUUGGGUUGCCAUUGGUAAUAAGUUGUAGUUUCAUCAUAUUUUGCAUUAUCAAUUAUAAGGCGGAGAAGCAAAAAAGAGUGGAAUCGUUUGGAAUGAAUCUUGAACAAUAACUAAAGAAAUAAUCCUCUCAUUUGUAAUUAAAGAUGGAAGAUACUAUUUAUUGAAUUAAUAUAUAUUUUAAAGUAAU
Molecule: messenger RNA, 4735 nt
Organism: Paramecium octaurelia
Lineage: Eukaryota; Ciliophora; Oligohymenophorea; Peniculida; Parameciidae
Source: the annotation of a GenBank genome assembly